Messenger RNA from Fonticula alba, 1260 nucleotides. RefSeq lists its product as hypothetical. The record is from RefSeq and is a predicted model, not a curated record. Lineage: Eukaryota; Rotosphaerida; Fonticulaceae. Bases 148 to 1158 code for a protein of 336 amino acids. Gene Ontology annotation, cellular component: oligosaccharyltransferase complex. The transcript has 6 exons.
CGCUGUUUGCGUCGAUCCCCAUCCCUCUCCAUCAGCAUUCCUCUCUCUCUCUCUCCCUCUCCUCAACCCUUCCUUCAUCCCCUCACGCCUCUCCCUCCCCCACCCCCUCUUUUGCGCUUCAUAUCACCGCGCGCACCGUCCGCAAUUAUGAAGCUCCUCCUCCGCCUGGCACUAUACGUGGCGGCGGUCCUGUGGUGCUUGCUGGGCGUGGUCCUGGCUGGACCACCUGGCGUCAAAGAACAGCCCCCUGCUCUGAGCACUGCCGAGCUCCUGGGCCUCGCCCGCCAGACGGGGAAACCCAUUUUCAUCAAGGCCGACGCCGAGUUCAAUUCCCUCUUUCAAUUGACCAGUGCCUCCUCCUCUGAACGGGCCUACGAUCUGUUCCUGAUCUUCACCAGCCUGACGGAGCGCUGCCCCAACUGCAUGUCCCUCCACCCAACUAUUGAGCUGGCCGCGUCAAAGCUCCACACUGAGCAGGCCGCCGGCGACCGGAAGAACACUUUCAUCGCGGUCCUGGAUUACGCUGAUGUUCCGAGCAUCUUCCGCCGCGUCGGCGUGCAGACGGUCCCAAUGAUGCUCUACUUCGGCCACAAGAAGCCCCUCGAGCCGGUUCCCUUCACCGUGGACAGCUCUUCGCCGAUCUACGUUUCACUCGGGAACUUCCUUCGUGAGCAGACCGGCCUCGCGCACUUCACCCUCACCCCGCCGCCGAAUUACUUCCGUCUUGGGAUGACCGCCCUGGUGGGUCUGGCCUCCGUGGUCUUGACGGUGGUUUUCUGGCGCAAGUUUUUGACUCCAGUGCUGCGAAUUGGUCCCCUGCUUGGCCUCGGUGCACUGUUCUUCUCGGUGUACAUGCUCUCCGGGCACAUGUGGAAUCGCAUCCGCAAGGCGCCCCGCUCGGUUGCUGGCUCUCUCAUCUCGCCGGGAUUCCAGACGCAGAACGUCGCCGAGACCAAUGCUGUGGCUGUCAUCUACGCUCUCGCCGCCCUGGCUCUUCUCGGCUUGACGGUGCACAUCCCAUCCAUCCCAUCAGGAUCCUUCUACAAGCGCCGGGGGUUCGUUCUCUUCUAUGCGGUCCUUCUCCUGGUUACGACGUCGGUGUCCUUCGCCAUCUUCCGUGCGAAGAUCGGCACGUACCCCCUGCGUCUGCUGUUCUGACCGGGAGGAAGUUGCAAAGAAAGGGCAUGACACAACUGCAGCCACUGCAGCUGUUCUCCUCUUUGUACUUGGGGCACCGUCCCUCUCUUCCAUUAAAAAAAA